This is a messenger RNA of Cornus florida, 1424 nucleotides long. Its product is annotated as xyloglucan endotransglucosylase/hydrolase protein 2-like. The transcript is spliced from 4 exons. The record is from RefSeq and is a predicted model, not a curated record. NCBI's taxonomy places the organism in Eukaryota, Viridiplantae, Streptophyta, Magnoliopsida, Cornales, Cornaceae. Gene Ontology annotation, biological process: xyloglucan metabolic process; cell wall biogenesis. Gene Ontology annotation, molecular function: hydrolase activity, hydrolyzing O-glycosyl compounds; xyloglucan:xyloglucosyl transferase activity. Bases 429 to 1271 code for a protein of 280 amino acids. Gene Ontology annotation, cellular component: cell wall; apoplast.
UUACACACACGGAGACAGACAACUAUUAUUCUAGAUAUUCACUUUAUUCCUUUCCACAUAUAGCAUAUCUAUCUUUUCCUCUAAUCUCUCUCCAUCUUUCUUUAUAUUCUCUGCCACUCAACAAUACACUGUCUACAACCACAAAAUCUAUUUUUUGAAACCUAAAUCAGGCAAGACCCAUUUCUUCCUUAUAUCUUCUCCUUAUUUCACGUUCUAUGUAAAAUCAAAUAAACCCCAUUUGUAGACUAAUCACCUGUGCUUGCCUAGAUUGACAUUAAUUCAAUGUAGAAAGAGGCUGAGUAUUAAACGAUUGAUGAAGAGAUUUUCAGAUAGAUUUUGUGAUUGGUAAUUCUGUUUUUUGUGAUUGAUAAUUCCGAAUUUAUCUCAAUAACAGAAUUGCCACUAUCACAUAUUGAUUGACUCACUUGAUGGAUCAUUUUCUACUUAGUCUCCUUGUUACUCUCUCUGUUUCUUUAGGGAAAUAUGCAAGCAAAGCUGCUGAUGACGGUAGCUUUGAUCAGAACUACUACGUUGCAUGGGGAUCAAACCAUUUCACUCUUCUUGACCAGGGAAAAACAGCUCAACUUUUAGUUGAUCCGUCUUCAGGAGCAGGAUUUAGUUCAAAGCAAGAAUAUGGCUCGGGAUAUUUUGGAAUGAGGAUGAAGAUACCAAACAAGAGCUCAAAAGGACUUAUCACAACUUUUUAUUUAACUUCUAAGCCAGUUAAUCAACCGACCGCUAAUUAUCAUGAUGAGAUUGAUUUUGAAUUCUUGGGUAACAAUACAAUGCCUUAUACAAUACAUACGAAUGUAUAUGCGAAGGAUAAUGGUGGAAGGGAGCAAGAAUUUCAUCUCUGGUUUGACCCUACUCAGGAUUUUCAUAACUAUGAAAUUCUAUGGAACCAACAUCAAAUAGCGUUCUUUGUAGACCAAGUCCCUAUCAGAGUGUUCAAGAACAAGACAAAUGUGAAUUUCCCAUCACACUCCAUGCAUAUAGAGGCAAGCUUAUGGAAUGCAAAAGAUUGGCAAGGAGACGUGAAUUGGAGCGAAGGACCAUUCACAGCCUUGUACCAAAGUUUCCGAAUCAAUGGGUGCCCCUAUCAGAGCUCGAACCCUCAGCAGUGUUACUCUUCCAAGUUGCCUUGGAAUGGGAAGAAAAAAUGGCAACUCAACCGUGCGCAACAAGCAAAACUUGAAGAAGUUAGAAAGAAGUACAUGUUUUAUGAUUAUUGUUAUCAAAGGGGCCAAAAUUAUCCAGAAUGCUCAAGUUAGCAACCAGCAAUUGACUCACAUGGUGGGAAUUAUUAAUAAGACAAAUAACACAGCCCAUGCUGGAUUAGUUUGGUUGCUCUUUCUUUUUGGUCGUCAUCAUGUAAUUAACAAUGGUUAAUUAUAUGGUACUAUCAAUAAAACAACAUUUCAGUG